Messenger RNA from Cynocephalus volans (Philippine flying lemur), 1782 nucleotides. RefSeq names its product aquaporin 3 (Gill blood group) (gene AQP3). Bases 24 to 902 code for a protein of 292 amino acids. The transcript has 6 exons. Gene Ontology annotation, cellular component: plasma membrane; basolateral plasma membrane. NCBI's taxonomy places the organism in Eukaryota, Metazoa, Chordata, Mammalia, Dermoptera, Cynocephalidae. Gene Ontology annotation, biological process: glycerol transmembrane transport; water transport. The record is from RefSeq and is a predicted model, not a curated record. Gene Ontology annotation, molecular function: urea transmembrane transporter activity; water channel activity; glycerol channel activity.
CCCUCCUGCCGCCUGCCCCCGCCAUGGGUCGACAGAAGGAACUGGUGUCCCGCUGCGGGGAGAUGCUCCACAUCCGCUACCGGCUGCUUCGCCAGGCGCUGGCCGAGUGCCUGGGGACCCUCAUCCUCGUGAUGUUUGGCUGUGGCUCCGUGGCCCAGGUUGUGCUCAGCCGGGGCACCCACGGUGGUUUCCUCACCAUCAACCUGGCCUUCGGCUUUGCUGUCACUCUGGGCAUCCUCAUCGCUGGCCAGGUCUCCGGGGCCCACCUAAACCCGGCUGUGACCUUUGCCAUGUGCUUUUUGGCACGUGAGCCCUGGAUCAAGCUGCCCAUCUACACCCUGGCUCAGACGCUGGGAGCCUUCUUGGGUGCUGGGAUCAUUUUUGGACUGUAUUAUGAUGCAAUCUGGAGUUUCGCUGACAACCAGCUUGUAGUCUCGGGCCCCAAUGGCACAGCUGGCAUCUUUGCCACCUACCCCUCUGGACACUUGGACAUGGUCAAUGGCUUCUUCGACCAGUUCAUAGGCACAGCCGCCCUCAUUGUGUGUGUGCUGGCCAUUGUUGACCCUUACAACAACCCUGUCCCCCGUGGUCUGGAGGCCUUCACUGUGGGCCUGGUGGUCCUGGUCAUUGGCACCUCCAUGGGCUUCAACUCUGGCUACGCUGUCAACCCUGCCCGGGACUUUGGCCCCCGCCUUUUCACUGCCAUCGCUGGCUGGGGCUCUGAAGUCUUCACGACCGGCCGGUACUGGUGGUGGGUGCCCAUUAUCUCUCCACUCCUGGGCUCCAUUGCAGGUGUCUUUGUGUACCAGAUCAUGAUCGGCUGCCACCUAGAGCAGCCCCCACCCUCCACAGAGCAGGAGAAUGUGAAACUGGCCCAUGUGAAGCACAAGGAGCAGAUGUGAGUGGGCAGGGGUCAUCCCCCCACUGCCCUCGGCCUUGAGCAUACGCUGACUGUGUAGGGGCCACUCCCUAGAAGCCCUCUUCAGGAUCCCCCACCCAGGCUAAGAAGCUCCCUAUCUACCCUCACCCCACUGGACAGCCCCCUGCAGGAUUUCCACUGGACCCUGCCCAUAGUGGACCUUAGGCCACUGCCCUUAAGUGGGACAUGGAAUAGGGCCAGUACAUCCUUUUUUCUCCCAAAAGGAGGGAAUGGGCAGCAGGCAUGUGUGUGUGUUAUGUGUGUGCACAUGUGUGCAUGUGCAAAUGUGUGCAGAUAUUCAGGGAAGAUAUUUGCCCAGAUAUUUAGAGCAAGGGACCAAGCAGAAAGGAUUCUAGCUGUGGGGGAAGCCCAGAGAAGGAGGUAGGUGACGUAUUCAUCUGUGAGUGAGGGAAGUGUCAGGGUGUGCAUGUUUCAGGGGCUCCGUAUGCAGGAAGGUCCAGAUAUACGUGUUUCUGAGCGAGUGUGUGUGCGUGUGCACCCUUUUCUCUAAGCGGGCGCUUCUAUAGGCUUUUGGUAGUUAGGGUGGACAUGGGUAGGGCCGGAGGGAGGGGCUGCAGCUCAGGUGUGGAGCGCUGGUUAUACCUAAGAGCUGUGAAACAUGCUUCUGUCAUAAUGUAAGCAUGAGGGGGUGGGUAAAGUCCAGGUCGUAAGUUUCAUGUUUGCUUUGUUUUUUGUUUUGUUUUGUUUUGUUUUUGUUUUAAAAAAUAUCUGUAACAUAUGUUACAGUCUUAGGGAUAGGGGUUGGAAGACCUCACUUUAAAGAGUCCUCACUCCUUUAAUCCUACACUCAACAAUGUACUCUUUUGUCUUUUAUAAAAAAACAAUAAAAUGUAUGCCCAAAA